GGGGCUCCCACGACGCUCCCGUUCCAUCGCUCAGCGACACGAGAAGGAAACCAAGAAGUUCUAGGGUUUGGUCUUUCCUUGAGCGUGGAGUGGAGAGCACGGAGAGGAUCGAGGGAUGGCGAUGGACGAAGCCUUGCUGGACGGCAUCAUCGCCAGGCUCAUCGCCCCGAAGGCCGCCGCCGGGAAGGGAUCGAAGCAGGUGCAGCUCUCGGAGCCGGAGGUUCGACAGCUGUGUGUAUCCUCGAAGGAGAUCUUUCUCGCCCAACCCAAUCUCCUUCAGAUCGAGGCCCCUGUCAAGAUUUGCGGAGACAUCCAUGGCCAGUAUUCUGAUCUUCUCCGACUGUUUGAAUACGGUGGGUUGCCGCCAAAUGCAAAGUAUCUAUUCCUUGGGGACUAUGUCGAUCGUGGCAAACAUAGCAUAGAGACCAUAUGCCUUCUCCUUGCAUAUAAGAUAAAGUACCCGGAUAACCUCUUCCUUCUAAGAGGCAACCAUGAGUGUGCUUCGAUUAAUCGUAUAUACGGGUUCUAUGAUGAGUGCAAAAGAAGAUUUAAUGUUCGUUUAUGGAAGGUUUUCACAGAUUGUUUCAACUGCCUUCCUGUGGCUGCCCUAGUAGAUGAGAAGAUCCUAUGCAUGCAUGGGGGAUUAUCUCCUGAUUUGAAGGACUUAAAUCAAAUCAGAGAGAUUGUUCGACCAGUAGAUGUACCAGAUGAAGGUUUAGUUUGUGAUUUACUGUGGUCCGAUCCCGAAAAGGACUUUGAAGGCUGGGGAGAAAAUGAUAGGGGUGUUUCCUAUACUUUUGGAUGUGAUGUAGUGGUUGAGUUCCUUCAGAAGCAUGACUUGGAUCUCGUAUGCCGAGCCCAUCAGGUUGUGGAAGAUGGGUAUGAAUUCUUUGCAGAUCGGCAACUGGUGACUAUUUUUUCUGCCCCAAAUUACUGUGGGGAGUUCGAUAAUGCCGGUGCUAUGAUGAGUGUGGAUGAAGAAUUAACCUGUUCAUUUCAAAUCCUUAAACCAAUCGAGAAGAAAGGAAAAUCUUUAUGUGCAAACAAUUUGUUGAGACCUGGGACACCUCCUAAAAAGAGAAAUUAUGAUUUCAAGUUGACGGAUUCUCAUGGUGAUGCUGAAGAAUAAGAGUUUCGACAUGAUCUGCUAAUCAAUAUAGCAUGUAAAUAGGUACCUUAUGGGUAUACCAUGCUCGUGGUGAAGAGGCCGGGGAACUUUUUGUACAUAGCUUCGUAAGUUACUUUGGAGUUGGUGAACAACACUAAUUUAAUUCAAUUGCGGAUAGUGAAAUAAAAGAUGGCACCAAAAAUCCAUCAUUGAAUGGUUUGUUGAAA
This is a messenger RNA of Dioscorea cayenensis subsp. rotundata (Guinea yam), 1335 nucleotides long. RefSeq names its product serine/threonine-protein phosphatase PP1-like. Gene Ontology annotation, molecular function: protein serine/threonine phosphatase activity. Gene Ontology annotation, cellular component: cytoplasm; nucleus. The record is from RefSeq and is a predicted model, not a curated record. The transcript is spliced from 4 exons. Lineage: Eukaryota; Viridiplantae; Streptophyta; Magnoliopsida; Dioscoreales; Dioscoreaceae. The coding region runs from base 116 to 1129 and encodes 337 amino acids.